UCUUUCUUCAUUGGUGGAGGAACAUAUCCAAUGUCGAUACUUUCAGGCUUUGAUCAUUUUACACUGUCAACAGCAUUCAACGUUUCUAUACCCGAAUUAAAGGAACUGCUGACGAGGCAACAAGCUGGUCCAAUCAUUUCUCUAUCCAAUUCUCAAACCUCGAACAUAUGGGCCGGGUUUUUGGAUCUCGAGCAUCAUCAGAAACUGGCUCACUUGAAGAGAGUUGUUCAUUUGGAGGAAAAAUUUAGUGAAGAACCAAAAUGGUCGUUUAGGAAGCUUUUGAUCUCUGUAUUUGGAAAGGCAACGAAGGAAAGGGAGGACAAAAAAAUUAAAGGGCCCGGUUCUUACAAUAUCUAUGAUAGAAAGCCUGAUUUUAAGAACAAUUAUGGAUACAGCAUUGCUUUGGACGAGUCCGAUUUCUCACCCCUUGCCCAUUCGGAUGCUAGCAUUUAUCUUGUCAAUCUCUCUGCGGGCUCGAUGAUGGCACCACAUAUCAAUCCAAGGGCGACCGAGUAUGGUAUUGUACUAAGAGGAGCCGGUACAAUUCAAAUUGCGUACCCUAAUGGAAGCCUAGCCAUGAAUGCCAAAGUAACCGAAGGCAAUGUGUUUUGGAUUCCAAGAUACUUCCCGUUUUGCCAGAUCGCAUCAAGAUCCGGCCCUUUUGAGUUCUUUGGUUUCACCACAUCUGCACGCCAGAAUCGGCCUCAGUUCUUGGUGGGGGUGAACUCGUUGCUGCGGACAAUGAGAGGGCCUGAAUUUGCGAAUGCAUUUGGAGUGAGUGAGGAGAGGUUGAACCAGAUACUCGACUCUCAGAGAGAGUCGGUUAUAUUGCCAUCAGCCUCCAUUGUACCACCGGACGAGACAGUGGAGGAGACAAUGGAAGUGGAGAUGGAGAAGACUGAGAUUCUACCAUAUAUGAUCAGAAGCUUUGGCAAUGACAUGAUCCUGGAGUUCGAUUAAUAGGCAAGUU
This is a messenger RNA of Olea europaea var. sylvestris, 970 nucleotides long. RefSeq names its product vicilin-like seed storage protein At2g28490. The annotation marks the transcript as partial. The record is from RefSeq and is a predicted model, not a curated record. The transcript has 3 exons. Lineage: Eukaryota; Viridiplantae; Streptophyta; Magnoliopsida; Lamiales; Oleaceae.